Messenger RNA from Tigriopus californicus, 2107 nucleotides. RefSeq lists its product as uncharacterized. NCBI's taxonomy places the organism in Eukaryota, Metazoa, Arthropoda, Copepoda, Harpacticoida, Harpacticidae. The coding region runs from base 197 to 1993 and encodes 598 amino acids. The transcript is spliced from 2 exons. The record is from RefSeq and is a predicted model, not a curated record.
CCGGAGCCUUCAACCACAGCUGCUGACCCACGUUUUUUUCGCAACAGCUGCCCACGUGGUUGUACGGUCUCGAAUAAUAGUCAACUGACAGUUGGAGAACUGUUUUUGAACAACAAGGACCCAGGUUCAUUUAACUACAAAAAUACGCUUGAAUUGUUCCUCAAACGUAGUCUCACUUCAAUAAAAAGCAACCAAUAUGGUGAUGGAUGAUGAGUCAAGACUUCUGGUUACCGAAUGUUACUCCGUGACAGCAUUUGAUACUACGACCGAGAUGACACCGGAAUCUAGCUCGGCCUAUCCAACGACUAACCCGGUCAAGAUGGAACCCGGCGGCCAUCCCGCGGACCAAGAUGUCGUCAUCCGGAAAUCCUCGGCUAUCGAAGUUGAACUCGAGUUGCUGGAGCCUAUGUGGAGUGGAGCCAUCCGAGAAGAAAAUCCCGAAGCCAGCGAAGAGCAACUCCAGACCCUGAUUGAUGUCAAACUCGAUGACGUGGGCAAUCUGAUUCCCCUCAGGAACCAAGCCGAAAAGAAGUUCAAAGACGAUUGUCAGAUGAUGGACCGGAUUCACGAGAAUUUGACCCAAAUCCUUGAACAACUCCGGGCCAAGGCCGUGAACGAUCUCACGGUUCGCAUUGAAGACUACCAAGCCCGUCUCCUCAUCAAGGAUUGGGAAUCUUCCCGGUUGCCCAUCUUUGAGACCCACUACCAAGAAGCCACCCGGGCAUGGUACAAACCCUGUGAGGACCCCCUGGUGCAUGAUUUUUCCUCGAUCAUGAAUAACUUUGCCAAGCUCAUUGCUCAGUUCGAGUAUGAGAGGUCCAUCCGUCCAUCCAUCCAAAGCGUCCACAAACCUGACCACACGGACCCUCAGUCGUCGCAUACUUCAGGCCCAUCUGCCCAUGUCGCCAAUACGUGCACCCAAAUGACCUUUGAGCCAUUUAGAGGGGAUUUGACUGACCCCGAGACUCUUGUCAAGUUCGCCAAAUGGAAACGAUCUUGGUUCCAAUGGGUCCAGGAGCUCGAGAGCAAGCCAAAUUUUAACCCCAACGUCCUCUUCAAACGCUUGAAGGAGAGUGUGACGGGUCCGGCUUUGGCCUUGAUAUCCAAGCACCCUGCCAAUGUCAUGAAGUCCUACCAGAGAGCCUUAGAUGAGCUCAUUGACCUAUAUGAGGAUCCCAUACAAGUGGCCGGUUAUUGCAUCCGGAAUGGGACAAUGUCCGCUGGAUCUCCAACUGAGCAUGUGAAAGCAAUCAAGGAGUCGAUGAGUGCCUUGCACAACAUGCGAAAAGUGUACGAGAGUGAGAAGAUAGACAUGUACAACUUCGCCUUGAUUGCCUCGUUCGUGUCAGCCAUGCCCUUGGAUUUGCAAGCCCAGUGGAGUAGCUUCAAGGCCAAGAAGAAGCAAGAGUACGGGCUCAUGCGGGAAUCGGCCCUUCACGUCGGCAACUCGCUCCCGCCUUGGAAUGCGGGGAUGGUCGAGAACUAUGAGACCUUCAACGUCUGGCUUAACCUUCAAACCCAAAGCAGCAGGACCGGUCGCACAAGAACCGGGAUGUCGUCCACUUCAGCCAUUUACCAAGAGUCUCGGUCGAAGAAUACCAAUUGCUUCAUCUGUGGGCCCGAGAGCAAGGAUCACCACUUGACGCGUUGUUCUCAAGGGUUGGCCAUGUCCCUGAGAACCUGGCGGGAAACAUGUCGACGCUCUUCAGUGUGCUCCAAAUGCGUCCAACCCCUCAAAUCGGGUCAUAAAUGCAACGUGAAAUGUCGCUUGUGUUGUGGGAGACGAAAAGAAGUAGACCAUCACAUUCUCAUGUGUCCCAUGAGUCAGUUUCGAACGGGGCCUUUAGAAGAUGGCCACGAAACCUCGGAACCGGUUCGGAAAAGGAGUGCCCAUGAGGAGCGGAGGACCGCCAAACGCUCAACAGAAGGGACCAAGCGCGCCAAAUCGGACCGAAGCCACGCCUCAAGAUACAAUAAGAAAAGAACAAUUUAAAGCAAAUUACGAACCACGAUUCUUUUGCUUGGCUUCGCCUGUAACCACCGAUUCGCUUGAAUAAAUUCAGACUUUGAUACGUACAUAUAAAAUCCGAACUUUAGGAAUUUUUUA